AUGUGGUGUUUGGCUGAUUCCAAAACUUCAUAUAUUGUAAAUUUUGAAAUUUACACUGGAAAAUGCAAUGGAAAUCAAUCAAGCGAACCACUUGGUGAACGGGUAGUUUUGAAACUUACUCAUGAACUUGAAGGAAUCGAAUCAUUGGUUGCAUUUGACAACUUUUUUACAUCUGUAAAUGUUGUAGAUGCACUUUGUAAAAAAGACAUUUAUUCUGUUGGGACUGUACGAACAAAUCGAAAAGGAUUGCCAGAAAUCAUGAAAGAAAAAAAGAAAUUACAAAGAGGAGAAUAUGAGUACAGGACGAAAAACAAUAUCAGAGCUAUAAAGUGGAUGGAUUCAAAAAUCGUCACAGUUCUUUCGUCAGCUCAUAAUCCUCUAACUGUUACAACGGUUAAAAGGACUCUGAAAACUGACAAAAGAAUCAUACAAGAUCUCGGAUAA
This is a messenger RNA of Leptopilina boulardi, 444 nucleotides long. RefSeq names its product piggyBac transposable element-derived protein 4-like. The record is from RefSeq and is a predicted model, not a curated record. Bases 1 to 444 code for a protein of 147 amino acids. The transcript has a single exon. NCBI's taxonomy places the organism in Eukaryota, Metazoa, Arthropoda, Insecta, Hymenoptera, Figitidae.